This is a messenger RNA of Xylaria bambusicola, 2987 nucleotides long. RefSeq lists its product as uncharacterized. The transcript has 2 exons. Gene Ontology annotation, molecular function: zinc ion binding; DNA-binding transcription factor activity, RNA polymerase II-specific; DNA binding. The record is from RefSeq and is a predicted model, not a curated record. Gene Ontology annotation, biological process: DNA-templated transcription. NCBI's taxonomy places the organism in Eukaryota, Fungi, Ascomycota, Sordariomycetes, Xylariales, Xylariaceae. Gene Ontology annotation, cellular component: nucleus. Bases 137 to 2929 code for a protein of 930 amino acids.
GCCGACGUUGCGAAACUAGCUCCUACAUACCCACUUUGACCGUCUGCUCCAGCUGCAUCUUCAUCUCCAUCUUCACCAGAGCUCGCAUAGCUUGACGCGCGCCCGGCUCGGUCAGCCAGGCAUAGAGCCGCCCGUCAUGCCUGGCAUUGACUCUAUAGAACAUGAGAUAAAGGCAGACAGAGAUGCUCAUGAUGAUAGUGUAUUACAGCAGUACCCGUCGCCUAUAGCUGACGCGCCAGAGUCCACCUCGAUCUACCCCAACGACCCCGCCGGCCACGAACAACAGCAAACCGAGCAAACAGCGCCGUCAUUCGAACAUGAGCAUGAACAUCAACAUGGGCAAGUGCAAGCGGAAGAGUCUGAACCACCCCACCCUGAGAUGGAGAGCCAUGCCAUCACCAGUGCUGAGGAGCUACGAAUAGCCGCGCAGUUGAGUCAGGAUCUCAGUCAAGAGCUUGCCCACGGUAUCACCGCUAUUCUCGAUGAUCCCAACCAACCAACGAAUGCGACUAGUGAGACGGCUUUGCACAAUGGGAUUCCGCAACACGAGCACCAUCCGCCGCACCUCGAACCAGAACUGCAAGAACUGCCAAAGCAUGAUCACUCCGAGCAAUCCCGAGAACAAGAGCACGAGCAGCACGAGGACCAGCUGGCGCAUGAUCUCAAUAAUCAUGCCGAUCAAGACCUGUCGCAUGUUGAAGAGCCCACAGCAGCCAACGAGUCUCCCGUUGAUCAUACCGAAGACUCGCGACCACGGUCUCAAGAACAAUCAUCACAAUCCUCAUUCUUAGCCGACGAGCAGCAGUCACUGCAACAGCAGGCGCAUUAUAUGACAGAUCAGCAGCAGCCACAUCAGGCUCAACCAAUGCACCAACAAUAUGUUCAUGAUCAACACGUGCCACAGUCCCACUCUCAACCUCAGCUCUCACAGCAGUCACAGCCCUUGCAGCAACGUCCACUGCUCCAACCGCAUGGGGCUCUGGAUCAUCUCAGCCAACAGUACUCUGUCCAUUCCCAUCAUACUGGGCAGGACAACAUCCCACCUAGAAAGCGAUCAAAAGUAUCUCGUGCUUGUGACGAAUGCCGUCGCAAAAAGGUAAAAUGCGAUGCUGCGUCUGAAACAGGUGAAGAACCGUGUUCUAAUUGCCGGAGAUCCUCAAUUCGGUGUCUCUUCAGCAGGAUUCCCCAGAAACGUGGCCCAAGUAAAGGCUAUAUCAAGGAGUUGGCCGAUCGAAUACACAAUAUAGAGGGGAAGUUGGCAAGUGAAGGGAACCUCGAUUCGCUAUCGGAGCUGUUAGGAGGCGGCAGGCGCGGGUCGUCAGAUAUCUUCUCGCCUUCCACAGAACACGAGGAAAGCAGCCGGAAAAGACCAUAUUCCAGCAUAUCGGGUGCCGACUUUGGUACGCCUAAUCCAUCACGGCAAGGACAUUGGAGCUCGGAUCCGCGGCCAAUUCAGCCAUAUCAAACGCCUUCGAACGGCCCCAAGACAGCAUCGUACUCGACUAACGGAUUACCGCCACGGCCGCUGUCCAAACCGGACAUGGAUACACCGUCUCGAACAACUGCCUCACUCGACGAUGUCCCCAUGGAUCUCAACUCCUCGGCUCCUUCAAAGGAGCUACUUAACGAUGCUUUUGGAGUUUAUCUUAACGUCGUACACCCAUGUUUUCCAUUUCUUGCGAGCAGCAAAGAGCGCGUCGAAGCACAGCUAUCCCAAUGCCCAUCGCUUCUCCAAGACGCCUUCAUAGAAGCCUUCUAUGGUACAAUGCAGUCUUGUGUCUCAGCACCAGGGUUAUACACCACGGGCGACAUUGGCUCGACCACACGGGUUGUUGCUCAGUGGGAAUCCGACGCGUCACCUCGGAGCUCGAUCUCAAACCUUGUGCAUCUUCAAACACUGAUAUUGAUGGCCAUUGCCACUGAUAACUAUGGUACACCGUCUCUAAAGGGUGAACAUGGUGGUCCCUCGAAGGCAUCUAUCUUAGGGCGAGCCGUAGGGUUAGCAUACUCUAUGCGGCUUCAUGUGGCCAGUGUGAAUCCUGGUUCCCAUGAGCCGCGAGAUGGUGACUCUGACGAAAGUAUCGCCAUUCGCGCGUGGUGGACCCUCGUCAUCAUGGAUAGAUGGAAUGCACUGUCAACUGCAAGUCCGUUAUUCAUACCAAACGACAGUGUAGUGACACUCCCCGGGCUGGUCUCAGUGCUCGGCGAGAGUGUAUAUCAUCUUGCACGAUUAUCUAAAAUAUUUGGAUACUUCUCCCCAGUUUCUCUCGCACCUCCCCAAACGUUUCCACAUGACUCAAGAGCUGUACCGAUACUGAAUGGCUUCUUCAACCUCUCCAUUGAACUUUUCCGGGAAGAUCUCCCAGCUAAUAUAACCCCAGAAACGCACCCCCUACUCCACCUCGUGUACUGGCACGGCCGGCUUCUCUGCUACCUAUUUCAGUCAAAUGCGUUGUCCGAUGAUGUGAUAUGGGCUUGUAAGGGAUCUGCGGGUGUCUUACUAACCAACACGGCGCUUCUUAGCCCACUAAACCACCAUUUCUUCUCCCUGACGACUCUAUCACUUUUAGAGUUGGCGAGGUUAGAGAAGACAAAGGAGGAAGUGAUGCCCAUUCUCAAAGAUCUCUUAGAGCACCAACUAGCACCAUCCACUUGGGACAGUAUCAUACGAGAUCGCAUCACGGAACGGCUCCGGCCUUCCACAGCACAGUCUACCGCCGACCAGACCCUGCAGCAUUUGGCAGAGAUGGCCACGGCGUCGGGGAUAGGAGCGGCAAAGACUGGAAACCCUGCUGAACCAAGAGCGGUCAGGACAAGCACGACCUAUGCAGACCUCGGAUUCGACCCGCGACCCAUCCUUCAAACCGGUUAUCUUAAUGUGCUCGCUGGUAUCUCGCACUCCAGUAAUGGCACCAAUGGGCUGGAUUGACCUGCCUAACCGACUUAAGAGAAGGAAGACACCUGUUUCUCCGCAGAGCCCAUGACGC